Arabidopsis lyrata subsp. lyrata is the source of this 2638-nucleotide messenger RNA. RefSeq names its product growth-regulating factor 8. Gene Ontology annotation, biological process: developmental process; regulation of DNA-templated transcription; DNA-templated transcription. The coding region runs from base 1143 to 2438 and encodes 431 amino acids. The transcript is spliced from 4 exons. Gene Ontology annotation, cellular component: nucleus. Gene Ontology annotation, molecular function: ATP binding. The record is from RefSeq and is a predicted model, not a curated record. NCBI's taxonomy places the organism in Eukaryota, Viridiplantae, Streptophyta, Magnoliopsida, Brassicales, Brassicaceae.
AGUCCAUAUGUUUUGACAUUUGAACUUGAGUGGUCCUAUAAUUAGGCGUAUAACACAAACAAAGAAAACUAGAAUUAGCCAAAAAAAAAAAAAGGAUAUGUAGAUUUAUUCUUGAAUCAUCUUUUGCCCCAAUAAAUAAUUUCCCUUCUUCCCCCAAUAAUGAUCAUCAUGUGAUCUAUAAAAGAAGGAAAUUUAACUAAAUCAGAAGAAAAUAGAGACAUAAAAGUAGUGGGGUCGAAAAAGAGAAAGAAGAAAAGAAAAGGGGUGAAAAAGUAGUAAAAUCUAAGAAAGUGACCCGAAGAGAGUAAAUUAGUUAGAGCAUCACAUCUCUCUGGUCCCCUAUGAGAGAAGAAGCUCUCACGGAAACCUCCUCAUAUGGGUCCUAUUUACCAACACACAUCUCCAAGCACCCUCUUUUAAACGCCGUUACUUAACGGAAGUCUAUCCUCAUCAUCAAAUAUGGUACGGUGUAAUUUGAGAAUGGGACAAAAAGAAAGACGUUACCUAAGGUCGAAGUAAAAAGCUUUGAAGAGGCGGUGGAUGGGAGAGAGUGUUAACGGCGUUAGUGUAGGAAACGACAACGUGGGAUGCUACUGUCUGUGUCAGGGAGAAGAGAGAUAGAGUUAAUGAAGAUUUUUGUCUGUAUUCUGAAACAAGGUCGAAUGUUGGAGACUAAGGAAACAAAAGAAGAGCUUUUUGAUGGCUCAUGAGGCUUUCAAAUAGCUACACCGCUCCUCUCACCUUAGUUUUAACCUAAAUCCCCAAUCUUUCUCCCCAUCCUCUCAUUUUUGAAGUGCCACUGAGAGAAAUAGAGAGACAAAAAAAAGAGGAAGCCUUUGUGUUCUUGUGGGUGGUUUUUAAGGUUUUCUUUAUGUUGAGGACAUUAGGCUAAAGAGUAAAGCCGGGUGCUUUUUUCUUCUCUGUUUCUCUCUGUUUUUUUCUUUCUUGGAUUUUUUGAAGGAUAAAGCUUUGAGUAUCUCCAAGGUUGUUUUUCUGUUUAUGUGUGUUGUUGAGCUUUUAAAUCGGGUUUAAAGGUUUCUAGAGGUGGUGUUUCUGGUAAAAGUUUGAUACUUUUUGAGAGGAUAUAACAGAGUCAGGAAAUAGAAAGAGAGAAAUUGUGUGUGUGUGUGUGUUUCAGUUUAAUGGGAACAAGAGCAGAACGUAAGGAAGAUUUUGUUGGUGGGUUUGGAUUUGGAGUUGUAGAAAAUUCGCAUAAAGACGUUAUGGUGCUACCACAUCAUCAUUAUCAUCCAUCAUAUUCAUCACCUUCCUCUUAUUCUUCUUUGUGCUACUGUUCUGCUGGUGUUAGCGAUCCCAUGUUCUCUGUUUCUAGCAAUCAGGCAUACACUUCUUCUUACAGUAAUAUGUUUUCUCACACCGGUUCUGGUUCUACUGCUGUGACUGUAGCAGAUCCUUUUUUCUCCUUGAGCUCUUCAGGGGAAAUGAGAAGAAGUAUGAAUGAAGACGCAGGUGCAGCUUUCAGUGAAGCUCAAUGGCAGGAGCUUGAGAGGCAGAGGAAUAUAUAUAAAUACAUGAUGGCUUCUCUUCCUGUUCCUCCCGAGCUUCUCACUCCCUUUCCCAAGAACCACCCAUCAAACACUGACCCGGAUGUAACAGUGGCAGUGGCAAAAGGAGGCUCAUUGCAGCUUGGGAUUGCUUCAAGCGCAAGCAACAACUCGGCUGAUCUGGAGCCAUGGAGGUGCAAGAGAACAGAUGGGAAGAAAUGGAGAUGCUCUAGAAACGUGAUUCCUGAUCAGAAAUACUGUGAGAGGCACACACACAAGAGCCGUCCUCGUUCAAGAAAGCAUGUGGAAUCAUCUCACCAAUCGUCUCACCACAAUGACAUUCCUACCACUAAGAACGAUACUAGCCAGUUUGCGAGAACUUAUCCUCAGUUUUACGGACAACCUGUAAGCCAGAUCCCUGUGCUUUCUACUCUUCCGUCUGCUUCCUCUUCAUAUGAUCACCACAGAGGACUGAGGUGGUUUAGGAAAGAAGAUGAUGCCAUUGGAACUUUAAACCCGGAGAUUCAUGAAGCUGUCCAGCUGAAGGUUGGAUCAAGCAGAGAGCUCAAACGCGGAUUCGAUUAUGAUCUAAAUUUCAGGCAGAAGGAGCCAGUAGUAGACCAUAGCUUUGGAACAUUGCAGGGUCUAUUAAGUCUAAAAGAGACACCACAACAUAACCAAGAGACAAGGCGGUUUGUUGUAGAAGGGAAGCAAGACGAAGCAAUGGGAAGCUCUCUGACACUAUCAAUGGCUGGAGGAGGCAUGGAGGAAGCAGAGGGAACCAACCAGCAUCAGUGGGUUAGCCAUGAAGGUCCAUCAUGGCUCUAUUCAACAACACCAGGUGGACCAUUGGCUGAAGCACUGUGUCUCGGUGUCUCCAACAACCCAAGUUCUAGUACUACUACUAGUAGCUGCAGCAGAAGCUCAAGCUAGAAAAAUGGCUCUAGUAGUUAGUGUUGUUUACAAGUCAAAACCCCGGUUUAGUGAUUAAAAACCAUCGUUGUUACUUGUGUUUUGUUUGAAAAACUGAGACCUUUUAGCUUCUGUUGGUGUUUUGCAGAAGGCUAAACCACUACUCUAAUGAUGGAAAAUUGUUUGAAACAACGGUUUACUUAAACCGGUUUGUGUGUCUC